AGGCCACUCGUUACCUCUUUACCGGCACAUACCGUCAGGUUCUGCAGCAUUGUUUGUGUUCAGCUUUCCAAACAGGAUGGAGAUGCCGUUCUUCAAACGUUUUAUUCUUCCGCAGCUUUCCUCGAGGACAACAAGGCCGCCAGCUUAAUCAGGUUUGAUUUUGACCGCCAAUGGCACAUCCCUUGACAGAAUGGAACUCUGACCUCUGUGCAUGUUGUGAGGACGCAAGAUAUUGCUGUUAUGGCUUCUGGUGCUGCUCUUGCAUUGCCUGUGCAGUUUCGGAAAAAUUUGGUGAGCACCGUUGUCUCCCAAUACUUGACAUAUGCAGCCCCGCCAUAACAGCAUGCUGCGGGUGUCCAUGCUGUGUGGCACCUGCUGCCUUGGCGCUGAGGGUUGGCAUUCGACACAGAUAUGGCAUCCAGGGUUCGCUCUGCAAGGACAUCGCAGUUUCCUGUUUCUGUGAGUGGUGCGCCUGGUGUCAGAUGCAUCGAGAGUUAAAGUAUUGCAUGAAUAACCACACUGUCGUCGUCAACAUGCAGCCCACUCCGGUGAAGUUGAGUCAUGCAGCCCCACUUAACGCAGCCCGCACGGGCCCGCAUGGGUUCGUAGUGGCUUCAUACUGAGAUUUAUCCAUCGGACAUAAAGACACACAGCAACUGUGAGAAUGUUAUUUGAAUUUUAUCUUUGGCAAUAUACAAUAAUGUGGCAUCACAUUGAGAUGAUUUAAAUUUUGUCCUAGAAAAAUAAUGUAAUCACUAAUACUUAUUAUUCAAUUAUUAUUACUGCAUUUUUUUAAUGUAUAAAUGAAAUGAAAUGUUGUUGCACAUCACACUUACCAUGUUUUAUCAGUAAAAAUAUGCUCAUGCCAAGAUUGCUGUCUUGAAAUUAAUCAAAUUAAAAUGUCAUAUGCAUAAAUAAUUGCACGUUAUAUAUAUAUAUAUACAUAUACACACACAUAUAUAUAUAU
Scophthalmus maximus (turbot) is the source of this 967-nucleotide messenger RNA. RefSeq names its product cornifelin homolog A-like. The record is from RefSeq and is a predicted model, not a curated record. The transcript is spliced from 4 exons. NCBI's taxonomy places the organism in Eukaryota, Metazoa, Chordata, Actinopteri, Pleuronectiformes, Scophthalmidae. Bases 171 to 623 code for a protein of 150 amino acids.